UUUUUUAAAAAAUAAUUCAAAUUCGUUUACUUAUUUAGAAAUAUUUCUGGAAUUUUUCUAUUUUAAUUUAAUGUCUACAAACUCUCUCUCACUCUCAUUUAUAAUCCGAAAGUACGAACGGCAUCUUUAUUCUAUAACAUAUGUGCCAGCCUGUCUGUUGAAGUUUGGGACAGGAAAAGUUGAUAAUGAGAAAUAGUUUGCUUAUAUAUCCCGUUAGCUUUACAAAAACUGACUCAUUUCAAAUUUGGACCAUUUUUGUGAAACUGUCCCGAUUUGACUAAAAAUCUACCCCUACAUUUCAUUAUUUUAUUUAAUUCGAAAUUUAAAAGCAAUUAAUUUAAUUAAUUUAAUUUUUCAGAGGACUAUUACCUACAUAUAUUUAUUUAAAUAUCAUUUUGUUUAUUCUUUUAAUUUCUUAAAUUUUAUUUAUCUCUCAAAAAAACUUCACAAUAAAUGUCCAGUACAGAUGAAGAAAGUGAUAUAGAAACAGCCGUAAAACGCCAUUUGACAGAAACAGAACAACAACAACAAAAUAAAAGAAACGAGAAAAAUGGAAGAUCUACUAAUUCAACUACGAAUGGUGUUUUGGAAACAACAGAAAAUUCUUCACAACAAAGAACAAAAAUUUAUUCGAGACGAUAUGCAAUGCUUACAAUGUUUAUUCUCCUCUCCGCCUCAAAUGCCAUGCAAUGGAUAGAAUACAGCAUAAUAGCACACAUAAUUCACGCAUAUUAUAAUGUUGAAUAUACAACUGUAGAUUGGACAUCAAUGAUUUAUAUGCUCACUUAUAUGAUUUUGAUUUUCCCUGGAAGUUGGUUUUUGGAUAAAUAUGGCCUUAGAAUGUCUGUUAUGAUUGGUGCUUUUGGGAAUUGUUUUGGUGCUUGGCUUAAAAUUUUAUCGACAACCCCAGACAGAUUUUGGCUGACAUUUAUUGCCCAAACUAUUGUCGGCUCUUCCCAAGUUUUUAUUUUGGGAAUUCCUCCAAGACUGGCAGCUGUUUGGUUUGGUCCAGAACAAGUAUCCACAGCUUGUGCUGCUGGGGUUUUUGGAAAUCAGUUAGGUAUUGCUAUUGGCUUUAUACUCCCUCCAUUGCUUGUACAUCCCGGAAAUAAAGAGAGUAUAAGCUUUCAAUUAAGCUUAUUAUUUUUAAUUUCUGCUGUUGUAAAUUCGAUUAUUUUUAUAUUUAUUGCCUUAUUUUUUGCUGAAAAACCUCCUCUUCCUCCAUCAAAUGCCCAAAUGCAAGCAAUUGAUGAAUCUAGAGAAGGAGAUUUUGGACGGUCAAUUAAAAAUUUGUUAAAAAAUGGAAAUUAUAUACUUUUGCUUAUUACUUAUGGAAUUAAUGUUGGCGUAUUUUAUGCAAUAUCUACACUUUUAAGUCAAAUGAUACUUUUUUAUCAUGAGGGUGCACAAAAAGCAACAGGCACAAUAGGGUUAUUAAUUGUUGUUAGUGGAAUGUUUGGUUCUGUUGUUUGUGGCUAUGUUCUUGAUAAAUGGCAUCAUUUUAAAAUGACAACAUUAAUAGUUUAUUUAUUUUCCUUUCUUGGAAUGAUUGUAUUUACUUUUACGUUGGCAAGAUGGCCGCUUUGGACAAUUUUUAUUAUUGCAAUUGCUCUUGGAUUUUUUAUGACCGGUUAUUUACCUCUUGGUUUUGAAUUUGCUGCUGAAUUAACUUUUCCAAUUGCAGAAGGGACAACUUCAGGGCUUUUGAAUGGGUCAGCUCAAGCUUUUGGAAUUGCCAUGACAUUUGGAAUGGGAAAGGUACUUCACGAUCUAUCAAUUUUAUGGUGUAACGUAAUUAUGUCCGCCUUAUUAUUUGUUGGUUUUAUUUUAACAGCCUUAAUAAAAUCUGAUUUAAGAAGACAAAAUGCACAUAUCAGGGUUGGUAUAAUUAAAUUAAUUUUAAAAAACAAGAAAAACUUAUAUUUAGAAUUUAGAGUAUAA
Messenger RNA from Meloidogyne enterolobii, 1941 nucleotides. Lineage: Eukaryota; Metazoa; Nematoda; Chromadorea; Rhabditida; Meloidogynidae. The record is from the annotation of a GenBank genome assembly.